This is a messenger RNA of Penicillium manginii, 285 nucleotides long. RefSeq names its product mitochondrial 37S ribosomal protein uS19m. Gene Ontology annotation, biological process: ribosomal small subunit assembly; translation. Gene Ontology annotation, molecular function: structural constituent of ribosome; RNA binding. Gene Ontology annotation, cellular component: cytosolic small ribosomal subunit; ribosome. The record is from RefSeq and is a predicted model, not a curated record. The transcript is spliced from 4 exons. The coding region runs from base 1 to 285 and encodes 94 amino acids. NCBI's taxonomy places the organism in Eukaryota, Fungi, Ascomycota, Eurotiomycetes, Eurotiales, Aspergillaceae.
AUGUUUGCCACGCGUGCUCUGCUGGGCCGCUCGGUCUGGAAAGGCCCGAAUAUUGUCCCUCUACCUCUUCCGCGCACCCUCCCCCCUCCACCAAACACCCCCCCAAUCCGCACCCAAAAGCGCGCCGCAACCAUCCUCCCCAACUUCGUCGGCCUGCGCUUCGCUGUCCACAACGGAAAGACCUACCAAGAGAUCCAGAUCACGGAGGAGAUGGUCGGCCGCAAGCUCGGAGAAUAUGUCGCGACCCGAAAGCGCUUCACCUACAAGCAGUCCAAGAACAAAUAA